AUGUCCCCCAAGGCCCGUGACGGAGGGCCGUAUGGCGCCGUAGAGCAGGCGAGAGGCCCUAGUCCAGUAGGCAGAGACGAGAGCUUGGAGGCAUCGGCAGCGCUGCGGCCUGAUUCCCGACGUAGUCCGUCGAGCGAAGCCACGUCGCGGUCACAGGCCAGGAGUCCGGUUUCCAUGUCCAGUGAUGGCUCUCCGAAGGAAGUCAGGUCACAACCAAGACCCAGCCCGGCACCGACGACGGCAAUUUCGUCAUCGGGCCAGACGGGCCAGGGAACGACGAUAUGCAACGCCUGCGGCCUGUAUCAGAAGGCAAGAAACGCCUCGCGGCCGACUAACCUGAAGAAGCCCCCGCAUCUCGUUGCCGCAUCGCCGAGAACUGCUCCCCCGAAAAUCGCACCCGCGCCAGGCCCAGGUCCGAAAUAUCUUAGCGCCCCUGCUCCGACGUACGUCACCGAAGAACAGCAGCCGUCAGGCACUUGCCCAGGUGGUGGGAAAUGCAACGGUACGGGCGGUGCCGAGGGCUGCAGCGGCUGUCCUGCCUACAACAACCGCGUGUCAAAGUCUGCUCACCUGAAUGUCGGUCAGGGGCAAGGUUGUGGCGGCGGAUCUUCCAGCCAAUCUGCGGGUGAAUCGAUGGCUGUGGAUGACCCUGCAGCUCCGGUCGACAUUGCUGCAUUGCAAAUCCAGGGGCAGAACUCGAACCAGACGGUUGUGAUUGCUUGCCAAAACUGCGGCACCACCAUCACUCCGCUAUGGAGACGAGACGAAAGUGGCCACACGAUCUGCAAUGCCUGCGGCCUUUACUACAAACUUCACGGGGUUCACCGACCUGUGACAAUGAAGAAGUCGAUCAUCAAGAGACGUAAAAGGGUUAUUCCUUCUUCGUUUGGUGGCGAGUGGACCGAAGAGAUGCUCGAGGGAUCCGAAACGCAGAGUCAGGCGCCAGAGGGCAGUCCCGAGAGGGGCACCAUGAACGAGGACGGAUCCAUCAACCUGGGUUUCCGACGUCGUGAGGAGAAGACUAUGGCCAUGCUCCCGGAUCCCAACCUGCGUCAGAACCGACAAGGCUCGCCGCUGCCGUCCCACGAUUUGGCCGCUUACCAGUCAUCGAGUUCGCGGACUUCGCAUCCUUAUCCGGGAUCGCUCAACGAUGACAACCGACUCGCUCCGAUUACGUCGUUGACCGCCGCCGGCGAACGGCAAUCCUCCCUGUCUCCCGCUUCUUUCCUCUCUCCGUCUAGGAAACGGUCGCUGUCUGCCGAGGGAAACGCGCCAGGGGAUGGUGGACCGGAUACGGCGAAAAGGUUGUCGUCCAUCAAGUCGAUCCUCAACCCAACCAGCGCAGAUGACAGCCCUGCAUACCACUCAGGCAGCGACGACGCUGCGGAGCACUACGCGCGGUCUGCCAUGUCUCCCGCCGCGUCCGCGCCGAGCCCCGGUUCGUAUUCCAAUACGCACCUGACUCCUCUCCCAUCUCCCGGGCCGAGUAGUCAGACAAGCAACCCGGGUUACAGGCCGGAGACCGAGAGGGUCAAGGCAGAGAAAAGAGCGGCGCUGGUUCGAGAAGCAGAAAGGAUGAGGGAGAUGUUGGCGGCGAAGGAGAGGGAGUUGGCGGAACUGGGCAACGAAUGA
Molecule: messenger RNA, 1632 nt
Organism: Colletotrichum spaethianum
Lineage: Eukaryota; Fungi; Ascomycota; Sordariomycetes; Glomerellales; Glomerellaceae
Product: GATA-type transcription factor sre
Exons: 3
Coding region: 1-1632 (543 amino acids)
Biological process (GO): negative regulation of transcription by RNA polymerase II; positive regulation of transcription by RNA polymerase II
Molecular function (GO): DNA-binding transcription factor activity, RNA polymerase II-specific; zinc ion binding; RNA polymerase II cis-regulatory region sequence-specific DNA binding
Source: RefSeq, a predicted model, not a curated record